Guillardia theta CCMP2712 is the source of this 1122-nucleotide messenger RNA. RefSeq lists its product as hypothetical. Gene Ontology annotation, cellular component: cytoplasm; mitochondrial inner membrane. Gene Ontology annotation, biological process: pyrimidine ribonucleotide biosynthetic process; 'de novo' pyrimidine nucleobase biosynthetic process. NCBI's taxonomy places the organism in Eukaryota, Cryptophyceae, Pyrenomonadales, Geminigeraceae. Bases 1 to 1122 code for a protein of 373 amino acids. The record is from RefSeq and is a predicted model, not a curated record. Gene Ontology annotation, molecular function: dihydroorotate dehydrogenase activity. The transcript has 17 exons.
AUGUUCGUGUUUGUGACUUUUCAAACCCGGUGGCCCAUCCUGGCUCUACAGGAUCCAGAGAGCUCCCACGAGCUCUCGGUGUGGAUGGCAAAGAACGGCCUCACACCCAUCGAUCGAGUGGCUGAGAAUCCUGCACUCAAGGUCAACGUGUUCGGAAAGGAGUUCAGUGAGAUCUUGGGGGAGGAGCAACGAAGUUCAGUCACCAACAUCGCAGGAAAUCCCCUCGGACUCGCUGCUGGAUGCGACAAGCAUGGCGAGGCGGUGAAAGGGUUCAUGAACAUGGGCUUCGGUUUCGUUGAGGUUGGAAGUGUCACCCCCCAGCCACAGCCUGGGAACGACAAGCCGCGCAUGUUCCGUCUCACUGAGGACCAAGGAGUGAUCAAUCGAUACGGAUUUAACAGCCACGGAGCAGAGGAAGUUUUUGAGAGGCUCAAGGCAAUCAGAGAGUCAGGGCAGGAACUUCGUGGUAACCUUGCCAUCAACCUCGGCAAGAACAAAACUGCGGAUGCUAUUCCCGACUACGUCUACGGAGUGAAAAAGUUCGGCGAGCUUGCUGACUUCCUCGUUGUCAACAUCUCUUCUCCCAAUACACCUGGUCUCCGACAGCUGCAAUCCCGCAAGGAACUGGAAGGGUUGAUCAGCGCAGUCAUGAAAGUACGGAAUGAGAGCUGCCCCAAGGUCCCCUUGCUGGUAAAGAUCGCUCCUGACCUCACCGAUACCGAGCUCAAGGAGAUUUGCCAAGUGGCGACCAAGAUGAAGGUGGAUGGGAUGGUUGUUACCAACACCACCAUCUCGCGCCCAGAAUCUUUGACCGGAGCCGCUAAGGAGGAGACGGGGGGGCUGAGCGGGCUUCCCCUCAAGGACAUGUCGACUGAAGUGAUCAGGAAGGUCUACAAGCUGACCGGCGGGAAGCUCCCUCUCAUUGGAGUUGGUGGAGUGGGAACUGGGCAGGAUGUAUACGACAAGAUCAGAGCUGGCGCCUCCCUCGUUGAGAUGUACUCGCGCCUAGCAUACGAGGGACCAUGGUCACCGCCCAAGAUCAAGUUGGAGCUCAGCAGACUGCUCAAGGCGGAUGGAUUUGAGAACGUCGCCGAUGCUAUCGGGGCAGAUGCAAAGAAGUGA